Messenger RNA from Vicia faba (fava bean), 879 nucleotides. NCBI's taxonomy places the organism in Eukaryota, Viridiplantae, Streptophyta, Magnoliopsida, Fabales, Fabaceae. The record is from the annotation of a GenBank genome assembly.
AUGAAAAAGAAAAUUAUGGCUAUUGAGAAGAUCAAUAUAUAUAUGCAAAAAUUGGAAACAAUGAAAAAGAAAUUUGACCCAUUACCUCAUUUUACUUUGCAUAGUGUGUUAUCUCAACUUUCUCCACAGUUUUAUACUGAAAAAGAGUUAACACAAAUAGAGAAAGUCAAUCAAAUUUUGUAUGAAGAAGCAAAUAUUCCUCUUGUUUCACAAAAUAAAGUGGAAAGAAGAGAAAUCAACAACUUAAAAAGGUGUCGGCCAAGUAAUGAAGCCAGUAGCAUGUCUGAUGGAGGAAGAAGAGUAAAACCAAAGCUCGCAAUUAAGAGGAAACCAAGAAAUCAUAAGAGAGAAACUCUACCAUCACCACCACCACCAGAAUUGCCUAAUCAUGUUAAUGACAUAAUCAAAGUGUUGAAUGGCAUUGAUAUUAAAUAUAUAAUGUGUAAGACAUUAUGUAACACCGAUCUUAGCUAUAACAACAAACGUCUUUCAAUGCCAAUUUCACAAAUUAGAUCUGAUUUCCUGACCGAAAUAGAAAAGUCAAUCUUAGAAGCAAGGGAUCAAGAAGGAAAACCAGCUACUUUAAAGGUUACUGUAUUAGAUCCUUGUUUGAAUGAAUUCUCAUUACAUUUGAAGAAGUGGAAUAUGACCACUACUAGCAUUUAUAAUCUUGCUCAAGACUGGACAAAGGUUUUGUCAAAGAAUAAUUUUAGGAAGAAUCAAAAAAUUGAUAUUUGGUCAUUCAGGGUUAAUGACAAGUUAUACUUUUUACUUGAUACUAAUGAGUCGGAAGAAAUUGAAGAAAGGGAAAAAUCAAACAAAUCAAUUGUGAUUUCGACAACGGAAGAAGAAAAGAAGUCAAAUGUUGAAGAUUGUUGA